This is a messenger RNA of Triplophysa dalaica, 2732 nucleotides long. RefSeq names its product protein prenyltransferase alpha subunit repeat containing 1 (gene ptar1). Gene Ontology annotation, molecular function: protein prenyltransferase activity. The transcript is spliced from 7 exons. The record is from RefSeq and is a predicted model, not a curated record. Gene Ontology annotation, biological process: protein prenylation. Gene Ontology annotation, cellular component: cytoplasm. The coding region runs from base 231 to 1508 and encodes 425 amino acids. Lineage: Eukaryota; Metazoa; Chordata; Actinopteri; Cypriniformes; Nemacheilidae.
UCCCGCAGGACGAAAAUAAGCCCCGCCCUAAAUUAUCCUUAGCAGAGAAGCAGUUUCACGCUGAUAUACAUCUGCACAGCAACUUCCCUUUAACAAAAAAUGGAGAAAAAGUCAACUUUAACAUCGCAAUAAUGCGUCAGACGACGCCGUACGGUUACCGGGCAACGGCCGCCCGUGAAGAUCCCGGAUAAGGUUGAGUCACCCGGGCUGACGUCACUCGCGCUCUGAAAAUGGCCGAGUCGGAAGAGGAGGUGGAUGUGUUGGUCCAGAGAGUUGUGAAAGACAUCAAUAACGCCUUCAAAAGGAACCCCAACAUUGAUGAGAUAGGACUCGUUCCCUGUCCGGAGGCAAGGUACAACAGAAGCCCCAUCGUCCUGGUGGCGAAUAAGCUGGGAGUGGAGAGCUGGUGUGUCAAGUUUCUCUUGCCCUACGUGCAUAAUAAACUCCUGCUCUACCGGCAGAGGAAGCAAUGGUUAGACCGGGAAGCACUGGUAGAUAUAACCUGCACGUUGCUUCUCUUAAAUCCAGACUUUACCACUGCUUGGAAUGUCAGGAAAGAGCUCCUGCAGUGUGGUGUGUUAAAUCCUGAGAAGGACCUCUACCUGGGCAAACUAGCCCUGACAAAGCAUCCGAAAAGCCCAGAAACAUGGAUCCACAGGCGAUGGGUGUUGCAGUGGCUACAGAAGGAGUGUUCCCCUUCUGGAUCGGAAGCGAAGGAACCAGCUGAACCCAGGGGAGACGCUGACAGGAGGCAAUGCGAGCGGCUGCAGAGAGCCUUGCAGGAGGAGAUGAGGGUCUGCGGAGAUGCAGCCAGCCGUUACCCCAGCAACUACAAUGCCUGGUCCCAUCGCAUCUGGGUGUUGCAGCAUAUGGCUAAAGGCAAUCUGAAGAUUUUGCACGAUGAGCUGUCCUCCACCAAGCUUUGGGUGUCCAUGCACGUCUCCGAUCACAGCGGCUUCCACUACCGUCAGCACCUGCUGAAAACCCUGGCCGGAGAGCUGAGCCAGGUUGGAGAGAGGGACCAGCAGUCCAACAUAGAGGGCACGGCAACCGUGUCUGACGAUCGUCACCAUAGCGAUGUCAUCCCCCAGCUCUUCCAUGAAGAGAUGGAGCUCUGCACAGACCUCAUCGAGUCGUACCUGGGGCACGAGGCACUGUGGUGCCACAGGCGUCAUGUCUUCUAUUUGUGGCAUCAUUGGAGGAAGGAUCUGGGGGUGCCCUCACAUUCCCCACCUCUUACCCACACUGACGUUCUCCUCAGCGAGGAGACCUGUGACAACGGCAGCGCCUCCCAGGCCAUGGACAUUGACUGCGUUCUAGACGGGGGCAAACACGGAAGUUACACACAGGACAGCAAGCGAUUAAAGCGGGGUCCCCUCUUUCCCUACUCUGGACUUUCCUCCGAGCACACGUUCGUGUCUGGAAUCCUCACAGGCUGCCGAAGCCCCGAGCAAAGCCGCUUUGCCGUUGCCUACAGAAAGUGGCUGGACUCUGUUAUAGGUCAGUAGCGUGAUGAACACUCCGCCCACCAUGAGGUGGGAGAGCUGUGAUAGGUCAAUUUAUUUCUGGCUCCAACAACCCACGUCCUGGUCUCUGAAAUGGCUGGACUCCAUGGCUGGUUUGUAAGAGGCACUCUGCUGGAGUAAAUUCCACCUUGUGAUGAAAACCCAUGACCGGUCUUUUAGUUCAGGUACUGGAUAUCUCAGGUCUGUGUAUUGUCUUAUGGUCCUUACGACUGUUUUCUUUGUGUAUUUUUUGUUUUAUAUCAUUUAAAGUCUUCCACCACAAAUCAAUGACAGGGUGUUCUCAUCAUGCUGUCUGCAGUUUUAUGAUUCCUGACGGGAGUCUUAAAUGCACGCUGUGGUGCGCACUAAAGAGAGCACUUAGAGCCCAAUGUGAUUCUGACCCAGUUUCCCAUCUUUUGUUUAAUUGAGGCCAGACUGGCUCUGAAUCUGAAUCUGUACCGUUCCUCUCUGAAUUUUUAUACUGAAGCAUUGACAUUUUACUACAAAUAUGUAGAUGAUUUGCUACAGUUGGUAAGGUGAGCACAAUCACGAGUCAUUUGCUAAGAAAUGUUAGAGCUGAAGACAGAUCUUUUCAUAAGACUUUUAAAUGAAUCAAACCAAUUACUGCAGAUCAAAACAACAUGCCGAAAUUUUAGGUGAAUAGGCUUUUUGUAUUGUGAUAAAAUAAUAUGACACCUUUAGCGAGAUCAGUCUUUCAUCCCUUCAUGGCCAUUAUUCGUGGAUGUUUAGGAAUAAAUAAAUGCUCCUCAAGCACAUUCAUCAUUCAUUACAGUAACGAAGGGCAAGCGAUCAUAAAUAAAAGUGAAGCAUGUCUCAGCUUUUAAGCACAACUUUAGUUUAGCGUCCCACCAGGUGGUCUCGCAGAUGCAUGGGUUUUCAUGAUGAAAGGAAAUUUCCGAAGCAGGAGUCGUUCUUAUUCUCAGCUUGGCCCAAUCGUGGCUGAAGAAACAACAAGCUGCCAUGUUCAUGGCCAUCUGGUGCAGAAUGGUGCUUUUUCUCUGCACUGGGGAACUGGGUUUACAAAUGCUGCUUUUUGUUUAACACUAUUUUUAAUUAAUAUUUAUGCAAAUAUGGACAGUGAAAUGUUGCUAGCUUCACUCAUGUCAUGAUUUAUGAUAGCUAAAAAGCUAUUAAGACAGUUAUGGUUGACUCACUGUUACUUAUAAUUAUUAACUUGUAAUAAACUUUCAAGUUUUACAGGCUUCA